AAGCUCUGCCUCUUGCCUGUGAGAAGUCAGCCGUCGUUCUGGGGGCAGAGAGAGAGAGAGAGAGAGAGAGAAUGGCUUCGUCGUCGUCGUCGUCAACGUCGCCUGGAGCUACUGAGAGAAGAGGAAUACCAGGAGCUCAAUUCGUUGAGGAUGUUCAGACCUAUCUCGACCAAUCAGGACUCGACGUCAACUCCGCCCUCGCUUUUCUUCAAGAAAGGCUUCAGCAAUACAAGUUGGUUGAGAUGAAACUUCUUGCUCAACAAAGGGAUCUUCAGGCGAAGAUCCCGGAUAUUGAGAAAUGCUUAGAUGUGGUUGCAACUUUGCAAGCUAAGAAGGGUGCCGGUGAGGCACUGAUUGCUGAUUUUGAAGUCUCGGAAGGCAUAUAUUCGCAGGCUCGCAUUGAGGAUACUGACUCAGUAUGUUUAUGGCUUGGAGCAAACGUCAUGUUGGAAUAUUCUUGUGAAGAGGCCACUUCUCUAUUACAAAAAAAUUUAGAAAAUGCUAAAGCCAGUUUAGAGGUACUUGUAGCUGAUCUUCAAUUCUUAAGGGAUCAAGUGACAAUUACUCAGGUGACCAUUGCUCGGGUGUAUAAUUGGGAUGUUCAUCAACGCCGGCUCCGACAAGCAUCACCUGCUGCUAAAGACUCGUGAAAUAAAUUCUUACUCCUGCCAAGAUAUGGAGGUGGUAGAAUAUGUUUUCAGUUGAGAGCAUGGUUCCAAAAAGUUAGAUUUUGGUGAAUGGAUUAUCUGCUGUAAUUUUGUGCAUUAGAUAAUUCUUAUUAGGUAUUUGUUACAUCUUAACCUCCAGUAGAAGUUAUUGUCGCUGAAGCUAAUCUGCUGUGGAAUUAUAGUUUUGAUGCUUGAUGGUUUUUGGCUCGGUCUGUAACAUCAAAAGAUCUUUUUAUUUUUUUUGUUUUUAGACUGCUGGAGACGUAUUGUUGUGUAAUUCACCCAAAUUAUUAAUUUUUUUUUUUUUUUUUU
Messenger RNA from Ziziphus jujuba (common jujube), 980 nucleotides. Its product is annotated as prefoldin subunit 3. Gene Ontology annotation, biological process: protein folding; microtubule-based process; tubulin complex assembly. Gene Ontology annotation, molecular function: tubulin binding. Gene Ontology annotation, cellular component: prefoldin complex; cytoplasm. The coding region runs from base 72 to 650 and encodes 192 amino acids. The record is from RefSeq and is a predicted model, not a curated record. The transcript is spliced from 6 exons. NCBI's taxonomy places the organism in Eukaryota, Viridiplantae, Streptophyta, Magnoliopsida, Rosales, Rhamnaceae.